This is a messenger RNA of Camelina sativa (false flax), 401 nucleotides long. The record is from RefSeq and is a predicted model, not a curated record. NCBI's taxonomy places the organism in Eukaryota, Viridiplantae, Streptophyta, Magnoliopsida, Brassicales, Brassicaceae.
UGCCGCUACUGUUUACUACCCGACAGCUUUAGCUUUUGCCUUUGUCCUUAAAUCAAGUUAAUCCCUUUUUUCUAAAUUACCACACACAAAAAAGUGACUUUCAAUUCCUAUAAAACACUCUUCUUCACAAAGCCUCUUACCUCAUCAAGUCUAUCUCUCUCUAGACAACCACACGAACACAAAAACAAAGUUUCUUUCUUUGAAGAUUGAAUCUAAGAAAUGGAGAAAGUUGGUGAUUAUGAUGAGCUUGUUAACCUAAAGGCAACAGAGCUGAGAUUGGGAUUACCAGGAACAGAAGAAACUGUUUCUUGCGGAAAAAGCAACAAAAGAGCAUUACCUGAUGAUGAUACUGAGAAAGAGAUUGAAUCCACUGGAAAAACUGAAACAGCUUCUCCACCAAA